AUGAUGCUAUUCAGCACAUCACUAGCUGGACCAGCACUAGAUUGGGCGCAGCAUGAACCACUCUCUACAAUCGAGUCAUGGAUCGAUUUUAGAGAAGCUUUCUUGAAGAGAUUUGCAAGGAGCCACCUUUCAAAUCCAAAGCUAAUCAAGCAUGUGGAGAGGAAUCCUUUCUACAAUUCUACUUCAGAGUGUGCAAAGGAGCAUCUAUGCAACUUUGAGCAGCUUUGCCACGACUAUGGACUUGGAGACAACCCCAAGAAGAUACAACUUUUCCAACUAUCUCUAGCUGGACAAGCCAAAGAAUGGGCUAAGUUCAAUGCCCAACAUGCUUUCAAGACUUGGAAUGGAUACAAAGGAGCUUUCCUCACAGAUUUGCAAAGGUCCAUUUAUGUCCCACCACCACGCCCAAGCUAUUCACAACACCAUCCAUCAUCACCAGACAUAAACAAGACACCACUUUUCCCAAGGGAGAGCUAUCAAGCUGCGCGCCAAACCAAGAUUGAAGAUAUGCUUCAAGAGUACUUGAGAAAUCAAGAAGAGAGUACAAAGAAGAUGGAGAGAGAAUCGAUUUCAUCCAUGAGAGCCUUGGAAACAAAUCUGAAGUCCUAUUCAAGCAAGUGA
Molecule: messenger RNA, 621 nt
Organism: Microthlaspi erraticum
Lineage: Eukaryota; Viridiplantae; Streptophyta; Magnoliopsida; Brassicales; Brassicaceae
Source: the annotation of a GenBank genome assembly